UCGUUCUCGUUAAGACCUUUUCCAGAUACAGAGCUCAAGUAGGUGAAUGUUGCUGAUACGGAGCUCUGGACACUGUUAGGUGUCGCUACAGUAGUGAGUUGAUAAAGAAAGUGACUGUGCUCUCUUACGAAGCUCACUUUAGCCACUUGAUUCCGCGGUGCUUUUUCUGCUGGGCGAAGAGCUGACUCCUACAAGUGCAUUUCCUAAAAAUAUGAUGACUCAGUCAGAUUUAGAUCUAAAAGAGAAGGCUUUGAAAGAGGAUUUGAAGUUUUACUUCAUGAACCCAUGUGAAAAAUACAGAGCAAGACGUCAGAUACCAUGGAAAUUGGCUUUGCAGAUCUUGAAGAUACUUAUGGUUACGACACAGCUUGUUUUUUUUGGUUUGAGUAACCAACUGGUGGUCUCAUUCAAAGAGGAAAACAUUGUUGCUUUUAAACAUCUAUUCCUGAAAGGCUAUUCUGGAACUGAUGAAGAUGACUACAGCUGCAGUAUAUAUACACAACAGGAUGCUUAUGAUAGCAUUUUUUAUGUUAUUAAUCAGUACAGGAACUUAAAGAAUAUAUCCUUGGGGACACUUGGUUAUGAACAUGAAGAAUCAGGUUUAAAAGUCUGUAAACAGCAGUACAAGAGAGGCAAAAUGCUUCCUUCCAAUGAUACACUGAACAUAGAUAUUUCUACUGAAACAGAGUGUAUCCUUUUAAAGCCAAAGGAGCUAACUGGUAGGAAGGCAGAACUGAAGCUGAACUCUUCUUUUUUCAAUCUUGAAUUUUACAGGCUCAUACAGGUUGAAAUCUCCUUCACGCUGAAAGGCAUUGCUCUGCAGACAAUCCAUGCCCGUGAAUUGCCUGACUGCUAUGCAUUUCAAAAUACUAUAACUUUCAAUAACAGAGCCCACAGUGGAAAAAUCAAGAUCUAUUUUGAUAGUGACACUGACAUUCAGGAGUGCAAAGACUGGCACAUAUUUAACUCAGUUCUUCAGAAGAACAUUCAGUAUAUCCUAGUCUUUGAUGGAUUUGUCAUCUUGAGUUGCUUGGCUUCUCUCAUCCUCUGCACACGCUCCAUCGUUCUUGCCUGGAGACUACAAAAGAGAUUUGUGAAUUUCUUCUUGGAGAAAUACAAGCGCCGUGUCUGCUAUGCUGAUCGCCUGGAGUUCCUAAAUGGGUGGUACGUCCUGGUAAUUAUCAGUGAUGUGAUGACAAUCAUUGGGUCAAUCCUGAAAAUGGAAAUAAAAGCUAAGAACCUCACAAGUUAUGAUGUCUGCAGCAUUUUACUUGGAACAUCAACUUUGUUUGUCUGGGUUGGAGUCAUCAGAUACCUGGGAUACUUUCAAACCUACAAUGUGCUCAUUUUGACUAUGCAGGCGUCGUUGCCGAAGGUGCUGAGGUUUUGUUGUUGUGCUGGGAUGAUCUAUCUUGGCUAUACUUUCUGUGGCUGGAUUGUCUUGGGGCCCUAUCAUGAGAAGUUUGAAGAUCUGAACACAGUGGCUGAAUGUCUGUUUUCUUUGGUCAAUGGUGACGAUAUGUUUGCAACAUUUGCUCAAAUCCAGCAGAAGAGUUCGCUGGUGUGGGUGUUCAGCCGAUUAUAUCUGUACUCCUUCAUCAGUCUGUUCAUAUACAUGAUCCUCAGCCUUUUUAUUGCACUCAUUACUGACUCCUAUGACACCAUAAAGAAAUACCAACAAAGUGGCUUUCCAGUAACAGAUUUGCAUGAAUUUCUAAAAGACCAUAGCAGUGCUGGCUACAGAAAAGACAGAACUUCUUUUCCAUUUCUCUGCUGCUGCAGGAGACAACAGAGUGAUGACAACUUGAUACUGAUCAAUUGAUGGCUGCACAUUGAAAUUCACUGAUGCAAAGAAAACAUAGUGGUAUGGAGGAGGAUAAUUCUCCAAAUUGCAGUGGGAUCUGCCUCAUGAACAGAGUCGUCUUAGCUAAUUAAGGUUUUGGGAGAAGGAAGCUAUUAAUGUGACAGCAGCUGGCUGACCAACAGGAGACCCAGAAGCUGUGUCUGGAGGAGAGCAGUGAAGAAUUCUGUAUCCUUGCCUCAAGUGCUGUCAUAUUAGAGAAGACUGGUCCUUGAGCAUUAUCUGUGGAAGCUCUGUUUGCUGAUGACCUUGAGGAGGAAGGAAAAUGGCCUUUAAUCAACUAUUGUUGUUAAUAAGAAAAAGAAUGAUAUGAAAAUAAAUUUUAAAAAAUGAUCCUAUGUUUAAAAGUAUUAAAUAAAAAGAAGUCAAGAGGGGAGGAGUUUUUCA
Messenger RNA from Prinia subflava (tawny-flanked prinia), 2248 nucleotides. RefSeq names its product mucolipin TRP cation channel 2 (gene MCOLN2). The record is from RefSeq and is a predicted model, not a curated record. NCBI's taxonomy places the organism in Eukaryota, Metazoa, Chordata, Aves, Passeriformes, Cisticolidae. The coding region runs from base 212 to 1822 and encodes 536 amino acids. The transcript is spliced from 14 exons. Gene Ontology annotation, cellular component: membrane. Gene Ontology annotation, molecular function: NAADP-sensitive calcium-release channel activity.